GGCUUCCAUUUCAACAACAACGACAACAAUACUUUAUUGCAUAAGGCCAAGAAAGAAAACAGCAAAGAUGUCUGCUGGAAGACCCGGAGAUAUGAGAGAUAGAAGGGAUAACCAGCAACUGAGUCCCGAAGAGGCUUGUGAGCAGUUAAAGUUAAGUGAUGAAGAACUUGUGGUGCUAAGAGAAUGCAGAACAAAUAGCCUUUACCUUAGAGGUUUUCCCCUUGGUAUGCUAUCUGCAAUAGCUACGCGAUACCUUGGCCACAAUUUUUUCCCUCAUAUUAGGAACUGGGCUGGGUUCUACUAUACAGGAGCGUUUACAAUGGGCGUGGUCCUAGGUGUUGCUUCAUACAAGGAUAAAUGUUUUGAAAAGAUAAUGAGUCUUGACAAUUCACGAUUAGCAGAUCAAAUGCGAAACUAUAAAAAACAAUACUCCCCUGAUGAAAACAUGACAGAGUCAGAAUCCCAGGGCGGUUCUCGUCCAGUGCGCCAAAGGGCUGCAUUUGGGGCCCGACCUCCUUCCUUUCAGCCUGGACGCAAUAGCGACCACAGGCAAGGGUCCACCAAUGACGAGCAGGAGUCUCUUGAUAAUGAAGAGGAUAAGGGCUCAAAAAGAAUGAGCUAUGAAGAGCUGCGCAGGAGACACAGAGACAGACAGUAUCAAGGACCUAGAAGGAUGCCGGCUGCUUCAGAACAGCAGGCGAACCAAGAUUAUUCUGCAAAAGACCAAGAUGCCUACGACCCAGACUCGUCGUACGACAAACGGGAAACGUAUUCUGCGGGAUCUCCGUGGGAUCCAGACACUCCUAAAAGCAGUAAUGAUGAAAGUGAACCGCGUACCUCAACCCAGCGGCCCCAGAGCUCACCGAGAGAAUAUGCAAAAAGAAACAAGUAUGGAGAUGAAAUGGAAUAAUGCUUUUUAACCGAUUUUACAAACCUCCGCAUUCAUUGUUUGUUAUUCACCAGCAAAUCGCUUUAUUAGUGUAAUUUUUUCAAGAAUGUUCUGUUGGAAUGUCUCUUUCAUAUGUGAA
Rhopilema esculentum is the source of this 1028-nucleotide messenger RNA. RefSeq lists its product as uncharacterized. Lineage: Eukaryota; Metazoa; Cnidaria; Scyphozoa; Rhizostomeae; Rhizostomatidae. The record is from RefSeq and is a predicted model, not a curated record. Gene Ontology annotation, cellular component: endosome.